AUGCCACACGGAAGUGCACCUAAGCCGGACCCUCUGCCGGUCCGCGGAACGAUUGUGAGUGGGGCGGUGAGCGUUAGCCUGGAUGAUUCCUGGACUGGCCGCAGUUUACUCGAGGCCCUGGGUCGCCUGCCAUUACGGGCCUUUGACAUGCGCUUUCAGCAGCGCCAGCAGCAGGAACGUGACCAACGGAAAAUCGACCAGAUUGCCACCCGAACGACCACGACGACGACGACGGCGGCAUCGGUGGUUACGUCGUCCAAUGGGCGCACCACCACAAACAGCGCGGCAAGUGCAACGGUCGAGCUAUCCGAGCGUCUCAACGCCACCACCCUCUCGUCCACGCUCGGUGCGGGCAAGGUGCGCCAAAUGUUCGACGAACGGCGCCACCGGGUGGCCGGCAUCGACAAGAGCUACCCGCUGCAGCCGAUCCAAACGAAAACGACAGCGACAGGAAUCGCAACGACGACGAUGACGGCGGCGGCGGCGGCUGCUACCAAUGGCAACUACACCGUCAACGGCAAUAACAGCGCCAGCAAUGGUGGUCUCGCCGAUGGAUCGCUUUCCCGGGGUGUGGCCAAGGCAGGGCUAAACAAUAAAACACGUGUCCCGCCGAUAUCGGCCAACUCCCGGCCCCGCUUGAUGCAGCAGCAGCCGCCGAGCCAACGUGGUCAGAAUUUGCGCCAACAGGACAGCAACGUGGGCUUGCAGGGCUCCCGUGGUAGCAAUUCCGGUGAAACCUUGCAGGCCGAGGCAGAAGCCGAUGACAACGAUAAUUUUCUGGAGCUGGAAAAGUUUCCAGACACGAUGUCACUCGAAGGCGAUUUAGUAAAUUCAACAAAUCACAUCCAUUCCCCCAACGGAAACUAUGUUCCGGCGAAAACACCACGAAGCAAUGGCUCAUCGAGGACGUUGCCAAACUCGUCUGUUCAAAAAGCGACCAGAAAGCCUUCGGUAACCACAACAACGGCUACGUCGGCUGCUUCGACUCCACGAUCCACGAACGGAUCCGCCAAAUCGGGCACCGCGCCGUCACGAUUUGUUGGGCCGGUAAAAUCCAACGGGCCGUCGCGUACCGUAACGCAGCCAAGUCCUGUCAGUUCGGCAGGUUCGGUGCGGAAGGCGUCGGCGAAUGGUGGCAGUAUGCUUUCAGCAACGUCGCUCGCCAACGAACCAGUGCCCGAUGGCUUGACACGGUGUGAAAUUUGCUCUCGCAACUUUGCCGACGACCGGAUCGAGAAGCACCGGAUAAUCUGCCAGAAGACGAAGUCGAAAAAGCGCAAGGUGUUCGACGCCACGAAGCACCGCGUGCAGGGAACGGAUGCGGAAAAGUACGUCCUCAGAGGAAAGAAGACUUCCGUCACUGCGCAAGCUCGAAAGCCAUCCACGCAACUAGCUCCGGCGGUCGCGUCUGCCGGACAAGUGGCGGCCGGCGGUGGCAACAAGCAGAGCAACUGGCGAAAAAAGCACGAAGAAUUCAUUGCCACCAUCCGGGCCGCAAAGGAACUGAAGGCCCAUCUGGCGAAGGGUGGCAAGCUGUCCGAUCUACCACCGCCGCCACCGUCCGAGAAUCCAGACUACGUCCAAUGUCCGCACUGUUCGCGCCGCUUCAAUCAGACCGCCGCCGAUCGGCACAUCCCAAAAUGUGCCACGAUGCUGCAUAACAAACCGAAACCGAAACCGAAGGCGGCCUCGACCGGGCGAAGAUACUGAACACUUUCCCGGAGUGGAAAUGGCAGGCCACUCUCAUCAAGCAUUUAUUAUUGCAUGUAUUUUUUUUUUUACUAAUUUACUACUACCUACCGUCCGUUUCGUACCUUUGGAACGAUUGAAAUUUUAGAGCAAAAUUUUAGUUUAUGAACAAAAAAGUCAGAUGCCUGAAGGGAUGGUACAACCUGUUGUGGAAAAUCGACCGAAUACUCACCUGAAACCGAAAGAAAAGUACACGAAACGAUGAAACUGAUAAUCAUCAUGCCAUACUAACCCACGAAACACGAAAGAUCGAACAAGAAAUAAAAACCGUCUUUUUAUCGAAGUGCUUAACAAACAAUAAACAAAAGAGCAUGCAACAUAUAAAAAACCCCUAACGCGCAAAUACUAUACGACAUGGCUGUGUGUGUGACGACA
Anopheles coustani is the source of this 2124-nucleotide messenger RNA. RefSeq names its product zinc finger C2HC domain-containing protein 1C. NCBI's taxonomy places the organism in Eukaryota, Metazoa, Arthropoda, Insecta, Diptera, Culicidae. Bases 1 to 1710 code for a protein of 569 amino acids. The transcript is spliced from 5 exons. The record is from RefSeq and is a predicted model, not a curated record.